Psylliodes chrysocephalus is the source of this 1200-nucleotide messenger RNA. NCBI's taxonomy places the organism in Eukaryota, Metazoa, Arthropoda, Insecta, Coleoptera, Chrysomelidae. The record is from the annotation of a GenBank genome assembly.
AUGGAGACCAAUUUAAGUACUACUAUUUCAUCAAACAUCACCAACAAUUCCCUCUUCAACUCGACUUACUUCGAAGACGAAUGCUGCAUUGACGAGGUGUACUAUAACGUAGUACUGAUAUGCAUAACCUUCCUCCUAGUAUGCUGUCUUCUGGCCAUGUGCGUCAACUCUCUAGUCAUCAUAAGCAUCUACUGGAUAAGAAAUCCGAUGACGCCGAAUCUAAAAAUAAGUUUGAGCUUAGCCGUAGCUGACGCCCUCAGCUCCAGUAUGACUGGAUUCUUGUUGUUGAUGGAGCGGCUCCAGAUCGAAAAUUUGGGAAUAUUUUUUUGUAUCGCAGAAUUGAUUCGGCUAAGCGGAAUCGUUAUUACUGUUUUACACUUACUAGCAUUAAGUUUCAAUCACUAUAUCGGCAUAAUGAAACCUCUGCACUACAAUGUUAUAGUAACCAAAAGAAAAGUGUCUAUUGUAAUCGCUUUCUUAUGGGUAUGUCCUAUUAUACUACUACUAGUACUGUCCACCGUAGAAAAUAGUGGCAAAUUUUUAGGAAAUACAAGCGCUUUUCAAAUAUUCUCCACUUUCGCUUCUAGAUUGAGCUACAGCUUUCUCUUUUUCUUUCCCAUAGUUUUAAUGGUUAUUUGCUACACGCAUAUAUUAAUAACUGUAAAGCGACAACAGAAUAAGUGGAAGAACGUAUCAAGAACCGGCAGCUCAAAAUACAAAGGACGCAGCAUGAAAACUAACAGCUGCAGCCAGAAAGCCAUAAGAGAACAAGCCAGACUUCAAGGGAACAUCAAGGCUGUUUACACCACGCUCUUUAUUUUGGGAUCGUGCUUUAUUGGAUGGAUGCCGGCUCUGCUUUUCUUCAUACUUUCUUGUAAUGAUUGUCCAAUUAGUGGGGAAACACUCAAUACGCUUAAUAGAGAUUAUAAAUAUGAAGUUUUGUCACUUCGCUUAAUAGAGAAUACACUUGUUAUCAUGAAGAUGUUGGCGAAUCCUAUCAUUUAUACCAUAAGAAUCAAGGAGAUUAAAGACAGUACCAAUCGGAUGUAUCUCGCGAUCGCUGGACUUUUCUGUCCAAGCAGGAGAAACAACAAUGCUUACGGUUUGAACUAUCAGCCGUCGAGGAAACAAAACAGCGUCAUCACAUCCCAAAUUCGUAUGAACUCAUUUCGGACAUCAACGGAAACUCAAGUUAUUUGA